AUAAAUACUGGAUUUGCUCUGCAUAUCUGAAGACCAGAGCAUCUGAUACACAACGCUGUCGAAAAUCAAGCCUUCUUAUAUUAAGCAACUUUCAUAGAGAGGUCUUUGUGUUAAAAGACUGUUUUCUCCUCUGGUAAUGCUACACUCUGGAGCUCUGUAAGGUCCGCCGUUGGGAUGUCUGACAGUGAAAUCAUUGAAUUGGCGGGUCUUGGAAGACCUUUCCAGUUGGGAAUGUUGUAUGACUGUCGAAGAGAUGCUCUCAUACCAGGUAUCACACUUUGGGAUUCAGAGACACUGAAAAAAAACAUAAAUGUGAAGCCACAGCCAAACACUGACUUUAAAAUCAUCACCUCAGACUCCAGCAAAGACAAGUCAUCAGCUUUGAAUGUCGCUGCCUCACUUGAGGCUAGUUUUCUCUCCGGGUUAGUCAGUGUGAAAGGGUCAGCAGAGUUCUUAAGUAACAGGAAAAAAUCUAAGCACCAUUCUCGAGUCACCUUGCAGUACAAGACUAUCACUCGUUUUGAGCAGCUAACUAUGGAGCAUCUUGGAGUUGGGAACAUUAAACACUGUAAUAUGUUUGAAGAGGGCUCUGCCACACAUGUUGUUACUGGCAUUUUGUAUGGUGCUCAAGCUUUUUUUGUUUUUGACAAGGAGAUUUCCUCAAAUGAAAACCAUCAAGAAAUACAAGGAAACCUGCAUGCAUGCAUCAAAAAGAUUCCUCUCAUUUCAAUUGAAGGGGAAGCAUCUUUGAAAAUGACUGAGGCUGAACAGCAAGAGAGCACCACAUUCAACUGUACCUUCCAUGGAGACUUUGCUCUAAGCAACAACCCGGUGUCCUUCCUUGAUGCCAUUAAGGUGUACUCAGAGCUUCCAAAGCUUCUUGGGGAAAAUGGAGAAUGUGCUGUACCUAUGACUGUGUGGCUCUACCCCUUAAAAAAACUUGACUCAGCAGCUGCUACGCUGGUUAGGGAAAUAAGUGUCAGCCUGGUGCGACGUGCUCACCAUAUCAUCGAUGCCCUGGAUGAUGCUGACCUGCAGUGCCAGGACCUGAUGAAUGAUGAUAUGGCCAAUCUGUUCACUGAAAUCAAAGCCAAGCUCAGAAAAUUCAAAGACAUGUGUAUGGAGUAUAAAAUGGUGUUUCAAAAACAGCUCUGUAAGCUUCUUCCAUCUAUAAGGGGGGGAGGAACAGAAGAACAGGAACUUGUGACUUUACUGACCAGCGUGGAAAGGUCUCCCUUUCAGGGUGCUCUCAUAUCUGCUUAUAUGAAUGACAAAGAAAAAGAGAUGAACGUUCUCAGAUCAUACCUGGACAUCAUGAAAGAGGUCCCUGUGUUUUCCUCCAGUAAUGACUUGAUCAAAGAAGUUCUAAAGUCAGUUAAUGACUAUGUGGUAGUUUUUGCAUUCACAUCUCUAGAAGAGCAAGAGUCACACCUUUUUGACAUGGAGAAAUAUCUGAAGGAAACGUCAGAGAACAGUGACAGAAUAAUCUCAUACGAACCCAGCUCUACAAAGGCAAAGCAGUGGUUCUGUGGCAAUGUGGCUACUCUAACCUUGCAAAGUGUACGACUGUUUGUAGAGUUCAAGGAGGCCAACUGUGGAAGAGAAAAUGUUGCAUUCUGCAUUGCAUCAAUCCCAAGCAAAGUCAGUGUAGCCUCAUCAAUUCAAGUUUAUGAGAAAGGCUCACUGUUGAGUUCGCAGUAUGAGCUUCCUUCAAAGCCACCUGCGCCAACCAUCUUGAAUGCUGAACAUGACUGUAUUAAAAUGGAAAUCAACAAACCAGCACAUGGUGUCAAUAGUGUGGGGUCAUAUAUUAUCUUGUACCAACCAGUACAAAGUUCAGAGUGGAUUAAAUUGAACACAGAGAGUAAUUCCCCCCUGGUUACUGUCAAGGAUUUAGAGCCAAAUAAAGAAUAUCGCUUUAGUUGCCAGGCUGUGUGUUGCCCAGGGGUAAGUCUGACUAGUGAUGCAACGCAAUUGUUUAAGACCCGCCCAUGUAGUCCUCCUGGACCUCCCAAAAUGAAAUUUACAGAAUCAGGUGCAGUAACGAUAACUUGGGACAUUCCUACAUCCAUUGGGGAGCAAGCUGAAGUCACUGAGUAUGUCAUAGAGUACACACAGGAUAAGAAAGGUAAACCAUGGAUAUCUACGACCUCCACAACGAGAGAGUGUACAUUAAAGACCCUGACAAAUGACAUUUCUUACACCAUCAGAGUUUCGGCCAACUGUGGAAUUGCAGGAAUGAGUCUCCCCAGUGUGGAGACUACUAUUCAGCCUUCUGACAAGCCUAGAAAAACAUCACAUGAAAGCAGGAGUCAGCUCUUCUUGGAGCAAUCGUCAGUCAUAGAAAAAGGCAAUCCAACUGUUCGUGUAUUGCACCUGCAAAGCAGGUAUAGUAAGAAUGAGGGUGUCAAACACUCUGUCUUUGGCCAAAAGGUGGAGGCUGCAAAAAACAAAGUGAUCCUUUUACUUGGGGCAACAGGUUCAGGAAAAACAACCCUCAUCAAUGCAAUGAUCAAUUACAUUCUAGGUGUAAAGUGGGGGGAAAAUUAUCGCUUCAAAUUGAUCAAUGAAGUAACCAAUCGAUCACAGGCAGAAAGUCAGACAACUGAAGUUACGUCUUAUGAGCUGUAUAACCAACCAGGCUUUCAGGUCCCCUACUCUUUGACCAUUGUGGAUACUCCAGGGUUUGGAGAUACCCGUGGGAUAGAACACGACAAACAGAUCACAGAGCAGAUUAAGAACUUCCUUUGUAACCCUUUGGGGAUUCAGCAUAUUGAUGCUGUCUGCUUUGUCAUUCAGGCUUCUCUUGCCCGCCUCAGUCCCACUCAGAAAUACAUAUUUGAUUCAGUCCUCUCAAUCUUUGGCAAAGACAUUGCAGAGAACAUAAUGAUUAUGGUGACAUUUGCACAUGGGACAGACAUCCCGGCUCUAGAGGCCAUCAGUGCAGCUGAAGUUCCCUGCCAAAAAAAUAAAAAGGGACUCCCCACUCACUUCAGUUUCAACAACUCAUCUUUGUAUGCUCAGAAUGUGACCAUAGAUGAUUCUGAUAAUGAAUCAGAUGAUGAAGAUAACUACAGUGAUACUACAAAACAGAAUGAGAUGACCUGGGCCUCUAAUUUUAAAAAAAUGAAGGCAUUUUUUAGAGCACUGAAGGACAGUGAAAGCAGAGAUCUCAAAAUGACUAUACAGGUCUUGGAAGAGCGUGAACGACUAGCAAGAGCCAUGGAGGCCCUUGCCCCUCAGAUCAAGGCUGGUCUCUCAAAGUGCGCAGAGAUUGAGAGCAAAAAGCAGAUGUUGAAAAAUGAGAAUGAAAAAAUGAAGGAAAAUGAGAAUUUUGAACAAGAGGUGGAAGAGGUCAAACCAAUUAGAACUGCAGUUAACUGCUUUACCAUGAACUGCAACAGGUGUUUUUUCACAUGCCACUCCAGCUGCUUCCUUCCUGAAGAAGAUUCCAUCAGCACUUGUGCCGUGUUUGAUAAGCAGUUGAAAUGUGUAGUGUGCCCUGGAAACUGCCAUUAUUCCAACCAUGUAAAGGAGAAUGUUAUGUGGACAUAUGAAACAAUAAAAAAGACACAAACAAUCAAAGAAUUAAGAGAUAACUUCAACAAGGCAAAGACAGCAUUCAUGUCCACACAUGACAUGUUGGAAAAACUAGAUAAAGAAUACAAACAUAUUUACUCCAAGUUGAAGGACCUGGUUAAACUGUCUUUCAGUUGCCUUAGGAGGCUGGAUGAGAUUGCACUGAAACCAAGGUCCCUGUCUGCAAAAGAGUACUUUGAGUUACUGAUUAAGACAGAAGAGGAUGAGAAAAAGCCCGGCUUUGAGGAACGCAUUGUUAAACUGCAGAAAAUGAAAGAAGAGUUUGAAAACCUGGAAAAAAUUGCUGAAGGAGGGCAUGAUUUACACUAAGAGAAUAAAUGAAGAAAAUGAAUAAACUGUGAAGAAGAUGUAACCACUAUGGCUGGCUUUGUUGAUUGACAUAAAAAGUUAAAUGAAAUAAAAUAAAUCAAUAUGUUCAUAUAACUGGAGAAACUGCUAUGACUGUACCCUGGUUCCACCUCCCUAUUCCUAAUACACCUCCACCUCCAUUUUCCUCCAGUGCAGUUGUUCGAAUCAACUAAUUUUAUGAUUGUUCAUUCAUCUUUCCUACAUUAACUUCUAAAACCUAAUGUUACAAUAAAGCAUGAAAUGAAGAACAUGAUUGUAUGAAGAACAUGAUGUAGUAGAACUUUAGAUCAAAAGUUAAUCUCUUUCUUUUAAUACUUCUAAAAGAGAUGACUGCAUGGUUAUAGGGUAUGUUUGACUGUAUGCCAGACAGUAUUACACUGUCUAUAUCACAUUUAUUGGCAUCCUGUCCAUGCUAGGCAGUAAUGCUGAGUCUUCUCCUGCAGUGCUUAUUAAGAUGGGCAAACACAGAAUAAUGGAUUUAUACUGGAUAUUACUAGUUCAAGUUUUCUUAAAAGCAAAUUAUACAGCAUUUCUGCAAAGGACUUUGCUGAAACACAAGUCAUUGUGUUGCAGUUAAAAGUUGUGUGCCGCAUCCACAAGUUCAUGGCAAAUUCAGGUAUUAAAGUAAAUCCUUGUUUAAGCAGAACAUGAAUAAACCUAAAUUGUCAAAUUGA
Electrophorus electricus (electric eel) is the source of this 4622-nucleotide messenger RNA. RefSeq lists its product as uncharacterized. The record is from RefSeq and is a predicted model, not a curated record. Gene Ontology annotation, molecular function: protein binding; GTP binding. NCBI's taxonomy places the organism in Eukaryota, Metazoa, Chordata, Actinopteri, Gymnotiformes, Gymnotidae.